Molecule: messenger RNA, 4062 nt
Organism: Andrographis paniculata
Lineage: Eukaryota; Viridiplantae; Streptophyta; Magnoliopsida; Lamiales; Acanthaceae
Product: putative multidrug resistance protein
Exons: 6
Coding region: 274-4011 (1245 amino acids)
Biological process (GO): transmembrane transport
Cellular component (GO): membrane
Molecular function (GO): ATP binding; ABC-type transporter activity; ATP hydrolysis activity
Source: RefSeq, a predicted model, not a curated record
UAGGUUUUGAAGAUUCCUCAUCAAUCCUAUGGUCGAAAAGACUAAAUAAUGCCAAAUGCAAUCUUCUGUGCUGUUGAAACUGCCAUCAUAUCUGCACAACUGAUACAGCAAGAUGAUGCUGACUCAUUGGACUUAGUCCAGAAUGGCAUCAAGGAUAAUUGCUGCACAAAUAACUCUAGAAGAAACCUCAUUGUAUCUUCAAUCAUCCUUGAUUAAUUCAGAGAUAUAUAAGAAGAAAUCACCUUCCCUAUCGAUCACCUGUCACUGGAGAGCAUGGGGAGCAAAGGAGGUCUUUUCAGGUACGCCGAUGGCAUCGACAAGCUGCUGAUGCUGAUCGGCACUUUAGGCAGCAUUGGAGAUGGCUUAAUGACUCCACUCACCAUGUUUAUCAUGAGCGCCAUAAUUGACGACUAUGGAGCUUCUGACCAGUCCAUCUCCAACCAGGUUGUGGAUAAGUUCGCCUUGAGAUUGCUCUAUAUUGCUCUUGGAGUUGGAAUCUCUGCAUUUUUGGAAGGACUGUGCUGGUCAAGGACAGCGGAGAGACAAACGUCACGAAUACGAACGGAAUACUUGAGAUCGGUGCUGAGACAAGAAGUAGGCUUCUUUGACAACCAAGGCGCAGCUUCGUCCACCACUUUUAAAGUAGUUGCAAGCAUAUCUGCAGAUGCGCAUUCGAUCCAAGCCGUUGUCGCCGAAAAGAUUCCGAACAUCCUGGUAGAACUUUCAGCAUUCGUAUUCGGCCUAGCAGUCGCCUUCUUGCUGUCAUGGAGACUGGCCUUGGCUUCCCUGCCAUUAGCAACGUGUUUCAUAGCUCCAGGCGUCGGAUUCGGGAAGUUGAUGAUGAGCCUGGGAAUGAAAAGCAAGGAUGCAUAUGAAGUUGCUGGCGGAAUAGUGGAGCAAAGCAUAUCCUCGAUCCGAACAGUUUACUCCUACGUAGGAGAGCGCCAGACGCUGCGCAGAUUCAGCCAAGCGUUGCAGGAAAGCAUGAAGCUCGGGAUCAAACAAGGCCUCGCCAAGGGGCUGAUGAUUGGAUCCAUGGGGGUAGUUUUCGCGGCGUGGGCAUUCGAAGCUUGGGCUGGAAGUAUACUUGUGGUUGAAAGAGGGGAAACUGGUGGUCGAGUGUUUAUUGCAGCAAUCAGUGUUGUUCUUGGAGGAAUGUCCUGUAUGAGCGCGCUCCCUAAUCUGUCGUCCAUCAUCGAAGCUUCAGCUGCAGCCGCGCGAAUAUUUGAGAUGAUCGACCGGGUGCCUGAAAUAGACUCCGAAGAUGUUAAGGGGAAAACUUUAGCGUAUGUACAUGGAGAAAUCGAGUUCCGGGAAGUUUACUUCAGUUAUCCAUCAAGAAUGGAUGCUUAUGUUCUCCAUGGAUUAAGCCUCAAAGUUAAAGCUGGUAAGACCGUGGGGCUCGUCGGAGGAAGCGGAUCCGGAAAAUCGACUCUCAUAUCUUUGCUUGAAAGGUUCUAUGAUCCCAUCAAAGGAGACAUAUUUCUUGAUGGGCAUAGAAUCAGGAGAAUGAAGCUUAAAUGGCUGAGAUCACAGAUGGGGCUGGUGAACCAGGAGCCGAUCCUCUUCGCGACUUCGAUUAAGGAGAACAUUUUGUUCGGGAAAGAUGAUGCUUCCAUGGAAGAGAUCGUUGUCGCCGCAAAGGCUGCGAAUGCAGACUCCUUCAUUGCAAACUUACCUGCAGGAUAUGAUACUCAGGUGGGGCAGUUUGGGUUUCAAUUAUCAGGAGGGCAGAAACAGAGGAUUGCCAUAGCCAGAGCCUUGAUCAAGAACCCAAGAAUUCUGUUGCUUGAUGAAGCUACGAGCGCGCUCGAUGUAGAAUCCGAAAGAGCAGUGCAGGAGGCCAUUGAUCGGGCGUGUCUUGGCAGGACAACAGUCAUCGUCGCACAUCGCCUCACUACGAUCCGAAGCGCAGACACCAUUGUUGUGAUGGAAUCAGGGAGAGUCACAGAGUCAGGAUCCCAUGAGAAGCUGAUGCAGAUUGGGGAAGAUGGAGCUUACUUUAAAAUGGUGAAGCUACAGCAAUCAGCAGCAAUGGAGGAUGGAGGUUCUUCUCCUUCGUAUCGAAACCAAAACGAUGCCGUCAAGUUAUAUCACACAGCAAGAUCAAGCUGGCAAAGUAGUCCUGUGACUGCAUUCCCUUUCAGCCCUGUCUGGAACACGAGCACGGUUGUUCCCUCGAUCAACACGGUUUCUUACUACAGUAGCGACGAUGAAACUGAAACACCGGAUACCUACUAUUCAACGAAUCCUUCACAUUGGCGGUUGAUUCGAAUGAAUGCGCCGGAGUGGAGGAGAGCUUUGCUUGGAUGUCUCGGAGCUGUCGUAUUCGGCUUAGUCCUCCCCGCCAAUGCUUACUGCCUCGGAUCGGUUGUCUCGACCUAUUUCAGCGACGACAGAACAAGAAUAAAAUCUGAAAACUUCUUCUACAGCAUGAUGUUCUUAACCAUAGCUGUCGUAAGCUUCUUCGCCAACCUUCUGCAGCACUACAACUUCGCGAUCAUGGGGGAGCGACUCGUCAAGAGGGUGCGCGAAAUGGUGCUGCAGAACAUUCUCACGUUCGAGGUAGGCUGGUUCGACAGGGAUGAGAACACGAGCGCUGCAGUCUGCGCGCGUCUCGCGACAGAGGCGAAUGUGGUCCGAUGCCUAGUAGGCGACCGAAUGUCUUUACUCCUACAAGUCUUCACCAGCGCUUCCGGGGCAUUCAUACUCGCGCUGAUUUUAACAUGGAGACUCUCCAUUGUUGUGAUCGCUGUCCAGCCUUUCCUCAUCGCGAGCUUAUACUCGAAGAGCAUCCUGAUGAAGCAGAUGUCGGUUAAGGCGCAGAAGGCGCAGAACAAGGGCAGCCAAGUGGCGAGCGAAGCUGUGGUGAACCACAGGACAAUCGCGGCAUUCUCUUCGCAGGACAAGAUCCUUCGCCUCUUUGCGUCGACUUUGAAAGGACCGCGCGAAGAGAGUUUGAAGCAGUCUUGGUUAUCCGGAGCUGGGCUGUUCCUCUCGCAAUUUCUGACCACGGCAUCUGUCGCGUUGACGUAUUGGUACGGCGGGAGGCUGAUGAACAAAGGAUUAGUGAGCUCGAAGCAUAUGUUCCAGGUUUUCUUCAUCCUGAUGAGCACCGGGAAGAGCAUUGCCGAUGCCGGAACCAUGUCAUCCGAUUUGGCGAAAGGCAGCAGCGCUGUCGGAUCGGUUUUCACAAUCCUCGACAGGAGGAGUGAGAUCGAACCGGACAGCGCCGAUGGCAUAACAACAAGGAAAGGAUUGAAAGGCAAGAUAGAGAUCAAUGGAGUUCACUUCUCCUACCCUACCAGGCCAGAGCAGAUGAUCCUCCAAGGCCUGAACCUCAAUAUCGAGCCUGGAAUGACAAUGGCGAUUGUAGGACAAAGUGGCUCAGGAAAAUCAACAAUCAUAGCUCUAAUUGAAAGAUUCUACGAUCCAAUACGAGGAAGCGUACUCAUCGACGGUCGAGACAUCCGAAGCUACAACUUGAGAGAUCUGAGAUCUCAAAUCGCGCUAGUGAGCCAGGAGCCGACGCUCUUCGCCGGAACCAUCGAGGAAAACAUCGCAUACGGCGUCGAAACCGCCACAGAAUCUGAAAUCAGGAACGCCGCCAUUGUUGCGAAUGCCGAGGAAUUCAUAAGUUCGCUGAAAAGUGGAUACAAAACUUACUGUGGAGAAAGAGGAGUGCAGCUAUCGGGAGGGCAGAAGCAACGGAUAGCUCUAGCUCGUGCAAUUCUGAAGAAUCCAUGCGUGCUUCUUCUGGACGAGGCAACGAGCGCUCUGGACAGCGUGUCGGAGAGCGUUGUGCAGGAAGCACUGGAGAGGAUGAUGGCGGGGACGAGGAGCAGGACGUGUGUGGUGGUGGCGCACCGACUGUCGACAAUAAAGAAGGCAGACUGCAUCGCCGUGGUUAAAAACGGCAAGGUUGUGGAGAAAGGAUCGCAUUCUGAGCUCGUCACCAUGGGAGGCUCUUAUAACUCGUUGAUCAAAUCGCAGAACCGCCAUGCUUUGUAGCUCCUUCAAUUUGGGUCCAUAGGUCUUCGAGGAUUGCGCUCGUGCCUUUAG